Manduca sexta (tobacco hornworm) is the source of this 3849-nucleotide messenger RNA. RefSeq lists its product as uncharacterized. Gene Ontology annotation, molecular function: ATP binding; protein kinase activity. The transcript has a single exon. The record is from RefSeq and is a predicted model, not a curated record. Gene Ontology annotation, biological process: protein phosphorylation; chromosome segregation. Gene Ontology annotation, cellular component: cytoplasm; nucleus; centrosome. Bases 109 to 2058 code for a protein of 649 amino acids. NCBI's taxonomy places the organism in Eukaryota, Metazoa, Arthropoda, Insecta, Lepidoptera, Sphingidae.
UUCGCACAACCUUAUUUUCGUAACCGUCGUCCAGAUUUAAAAUUUCAUCGGCUUUGUUUCGGUUACAAAAUGUGAAAUUCUGCGAAAAAUCACAUAAAAACCGCAACUAUGUCGGAAAAAUUAAAGGAUUAUCAAGUUAUAGAUGUUUUCUGCGGCGGUACGUUCUAUAAAGUAAGACACAAGGUCACCAGCAACAUUUUCGCAUGGAAGGCGUACGACUGCUCCGCGUAUUCCGAAGAACAAAUACAAAACGUCGUAGACGAAGUGAAAACAAUAAGCACAGUGAUAUCGAGCAAUUUACUACGUUACUACGACACCAUACUUCACGCGCCGUCCAAGACAUUGUACUUUGUCCUUGAAUACAAUUCGUGGCGCAGUGUGGAGGAAUUGAUCAAGGAAUGCAAGGCCGCCGACAAACACAUCGCGGAAGGGUUCAUCUGGCACCUGCUGCUCGAGCUGGCACGCGUGUGCAAGGCGCUGGAGCCCGUCAGCGUGCGCGUACUGCAGAAAUGUAUCUCGACGGCGUCUAUCUUUGUAAGCGACUCGGGCGAGGUACGCGUCAACUGUUUCGAGCUGACACGGGGGCCCAAGUCGCCGGAUCUAAUGCGGCAGCUCGGAGACGUGGCGCACACCGUUUGUUAUCGGCCCGGCCUCAGCGACGACAAGAUAAAAGAAUUCUGCUACAGUGACGAUCUCAGAGAUGUCAUCAGCUUCCUCACGGACAACAGAGAGUCUGGCCUGCGUCCCGACGUCGUGUUGUACCAUCCUACCGUGCUGGCCAACUUAGAGACACAGUUGGGGCCCAAAUGUUUGAGUGAAAUACUUUUACCAGCGGAAUACACUCACACAACCUCUGAAGUUAACAAAUGUGACUCUGAAAAGGUUGUUGAUCUCUGCAGAACUGUAGAACCAUUACCCAGGACUAUAUUUAAUGUAGUGGAGAGUCCUAUUUACUGCAACAUUAGUCCUAGGAAACCAGCGAGCAUCCAGUAUGCAGAUUCACCCACAAGUAAUGGAUCUCUGUCUCCAACUCUAGCUGCCCUAGCUCUGGAGUUGCCUGGCUAUGUUCCUCGCUGCAGAAAGCCCUACACUGAUGUUGUGGAUCAAUACAACUGCCCACAAAGGGUUUCGGAGGACACUUUGAGUCAGCAGUGGAUGUCUCGCCUUAUAGCGCUGCGACAGCGCGAAGAGUCGCUCAACAAGAGAGAAAGGGACCUCAUAGCCAAGGAGAUAGUCAACAGUCCAAGCACAAAGAUAAUCCCAAUAAAUGACUCACAAGAGUUUGUGUCCAGCGAGCACAGCAAUGGCAUUACACUGCCCCAAAUGAUAACACAAGCUCAGGACGAGCGGCGGGAGUGUGCGCCGCGCCGCCGGCACCGCCGCGCCUCCUCUGUGCGCUCCCGGGGCAGGAGGAAGAGCUACGGGUAUGAGGACUUGGAUAGCUCCCUCUCAGCCGACGCUGGCGACGGCAGCAUGAUUAUAACAGCUGCCAAAUUCACCCAGGAGAACAUGCCGCGCCGCAACAUCUUCCCUGACGUAUCCACCAAGAAAGUGCAUUUUACAUCUUCAAACCCCUUUGUGGAGAGUGAUGAGAGUGUCACACUCACUUUCUAUGAGCUGGACAACCUAAAUGUGAGCAACAAACAUCAACAGGAGCAGCAUAAUGUGGCUAAAGAUAUUGCAAAGUUCAAGUACUUAAACUUAGAGAAACUCGCCACUGAGAAAAGAUCAGCAAGGGGCUGGAGCCACUCGUCUCCCUCCAAGCAAGCCAAGAUAACUAAGAGCAUAUUUGGGGACAUCACUAACAGCAUCAGGAAGACACCUUCAAAGUCCAGCAUAAGUUCUCAGUGCACAAACUCUUCGAGAUAUUCAGUGAUGUCCAGGAGUGAGUGGAGUGUAGACUACAGCAAGGUAAGUGAGGGCAGUGUGUCUGACAGGACUAGGGCCAGCAUGAGGCUGGCACAGACCCCCACUGCACCCCCUGACAAGAAGGGCAAGGCUCGGAAAUCUUUGCUCAACUUUAAAACACCAUUCAAAUUUAGGGCAUCUAGGAACUGAAACUGUCUAACUUCUCUACCAUUGUUGUAGACAGACUACUUAAAAGUUUAUUGUGAGUGUUUUAUUAAUUAGAUUUUAAGCUAUGAAUGUGAUCUCCAUUCUUAAUGAUAAAGUUUGCAAUAUUUUAUAGAAAAUUAAGUUAGAAUACAUAAGAAAAGUAAUAAACAGUGGUGCAAUUGCCUGUAAUGUUCAUGUAACUCAUAUUCAUUACAUUACAAUAUCAACACAAGUAAUUAUCAGAGAAAACUUCUUCACCUAAUCUCGUAAAUUACAUAAGUGAGGUUGUGUUUAACUUAUUGACAUUACAAUAUCUUUUGUAGUUAUUCACACAAACAAGUAUUUUAUUUACACAAGUAUUUUACAAUUUCAGCUAUUUUAUAUCAAUUAUAGAAGGUUUUUAUUGAAUUCAAGACAUUUUGUUAUCUCUAUAUAAUAAGUAACUGCUUAUACCCACUUUACAGUUUAGUACAUUAUGUUGUAAUCAUUUAUUAUAAAAGGUUGUGGUUUUAUACUAGACUAGUUUAGUUUAUACAAUGCUUAGCUUCCAUUCAGUUCCUCAUAAUAAUUGGAACUUAUCUGUGAAGUCCACAUCACUAAUAACAUAUUUAACCAGAAUUAGGACUUUGGUAAUGAAAAUGCAGUAUAUAAUGUAAAUAUAUUCGAAUUUGGUACAUGUCCUACAAUAUAAUUGCAAGAAGACUGAAGUCUAGUAAAUCCCUUUUCAGAUUGUUUCAGUAAUUAAAAAGUUAUGGGAACUCGGAAAUGUUACAUUUUAUUUUGAGUAAUGGCAAAUUGAUUGAAAGACUUAGCUCAUAUCUUGUCACAUUUUACUUAAAUACAUAAAUUAGCAUUGAUUAUAUAUAAGAUACAUAGUAUGGUUCAGUCUCUCCAGUGUUGUGGACUUCAUUAUAUAUUACUUAUUUUUUUUUGUACAUAAAAUGAAUACGGACAUCAACCCACCCUAACAUUAGAAUAGUAGUAUUAGAAUAAAAACAAAUUAUUUGUAUAUUGGAUCAAAUUAUAUAAAUGAAUUAUUUUUUAUUACAUAGUAUUAUGGCAUUCAUUUUUUUAUGUAUGACAAAUCAAAUGGCCCUAGGCACUAUACUUAAGUAUUUUAUCUAGAACCUAGAUACUGAGUUAACUACAAGAUACAUUGGUCUGUAAAUGUUUGUAGUUCAACAUAUUAGUCUAUCUGUCUUCCAUGAUGUAGCAGAAAUACUAUGCAAUUCAAAUGAGAUAAUAGUUGAGAUUGCAAAGAAUGUACACUGUAAUAGGAGGAGUAAUAUUGUUAGAUGUAAGAUUACAAAAAAAAAAAUUGAUUUUGUCAAAAUCAGAGUAGUGACUAUGUGUUCUAAUAUAAGAAUGAAGUGUAUAGUACAUAAAGUAUUUUUCUACCAUUUUUAUUUUGUGACAAAAUUUUACAUUAGUACUCGUCCUGUGUUGUUGAAUAAAUAAGAUAUUCAUAGUCAUUAAUUGAAGAACAAUUGACUUAUUAUAUAUAUUCUGGAAAUUAAUCACAUGGUCAUGUAACAUAUUUUGAAUAUUUGUGUGUCAGAAUAAAGUUAUAUACAGGUUGCUAAAUAAAACAUCAGCCUGACAGUGACAAGUGACAGCUAUCAUGGAAUUUGAGUUGCAUGGUAUAUACUAUAUAUAUAGAUGUAAGUUGAUUUGUGAUUUCUAUUGAUUGUGAGUUGCCAUACAUUAGUGUGUACAUGUUUAGAGGCAUUCAUUUUUUGCUUAAAACUAUGUGUAGGGAUAAUUAAUAAGCUCAAAAUAAAUAUAAAAACCUCA